UCUGUGUUCAUGUCCCUGGUUCCUCUGUCUGCCUGGAACGUGAUGAUAUCAUGUGGUCCCUGCUCUGUGAUUGGCUGCUGCGUGUGUUCGCCCUCAUUUAGAGAGUGUGAGAGUCACAGAGCUGCUGCUGCUAAUGAAGAUGAAGGUGUGGGUGCUGCUCCUUGUCCUCUCCUCGGUCCCCUGUGUCUCUGCUGAUGGUCUGUACGAGAUGAACUCCGUCAGCGGCUGUUCAGACACUGAUGGAGAGAAUGUGCUGAUCCUGGAUGAUGAGGUGGUCUGGUACGCAGACUUCAACAAACAGAAAGGAGUCGAUUCUUUGCCAGCCUUUGCAGAUCAUCCAGGCUUUGAAGGAAAGUAUGAAGAAGCUGUGGCUAAUCAACAGAUCUGCAGACAAAACCUGAAGAUGGCUCGUUUAGCUAUGAAGGACUUUCCUAAAGAACACGAGCUGCGUGUCCAUCAAACAGUGAAGAGCUGCUGGAUUCAUUGUUUCCUCCAAAUGAAAGAAAAGUCAUUUUCAUGUGACAGAGCGACGAUGCAGUGGAGUCUGUUUCUGCUUCUUCUGAUGGGUCAGUGUGUCUUCAUCACAUGUCACCUGUAUGAGUACCACUUUAUUAAAGAAGAGAUGAGCUGGGAUGAAGCACGGGCAUACUGCAGAGAGAAAUACACAGACCUGGCCAAAGUGUUUGACCUGACAGACAUGACAAGACUUCAAGACUCUGCACAGAGUCAAACAGAAGCCUGGAUUGGACUGUACAACAUCACAGGAGGAGACAACAGGAGGUGGCACUGGUCUCUGCCGGGGGAGGAAUACACUGAAAAUAAGACCUGUUGGGGAGCUGGAGAGCCAAAUGAUGGAGCAUAUCCUGAGAACUGUGUGAUGACAAGAGACAAGUGGGACGAUUAUCCAUGUACUUACACAUUACAGUUCAUUUGCUUUGAUGAUACAAUGAAAGACAAUAAAAUGUUUCAUUUGAUUGAGACGUCUGUGACCUGGACUCAGGCUCAGAGCUACUGCAGACAGCAUCACACCGACCUGGCCAGUGGACUCAAUCAGAUAUACAGUGAAGAGUUUAAGAAGCUGCAGGACUCUACAGCUUUGUGGAUCGGCCUGUUCAGAGACAGCUGGAGGUGGUCAGAUGGGAGUAACUUCUCUUUCAGAUACUGGGACAUGGACUCAUUUAAUGAUGGACUAAACAACAGGACAUGUGCCACGACUCUGUUAGAGAGAUCAGGAAGAUGGAGCUCUGCUGGAUGUGACCAAAGAAAGCCUUUCUUCUGCUAUGAUGAUAAACUGAUUCUGAUCAGAGAAAACAAAAAAUGGGAGGAAGCCUUGAAUUACUGCAGAGAAAACUACAAUGACCUGGUUUCAAUCAGCAACCCUGAGGAGCAGCGAUGGGUCCAGGAAAGAGCCAAAAACGCCUCGACUCCAUUCGUGUGGCUGGGGCUGCACUACUCCUGCACUGCACGUUUGUGGCUUUGGGUCACUGAUUAUGUAGUGUGCUAUGAGAGGUGGGCUUCAGGGGGAAAGACUGAAGACUGUGACAUGUCUGCAGCCAUGACCACAGGAGGGCAGCACGAGUGGGUCAGUCAGAGGAAAAAUGAGACAUUUAAUUUUAUUUGUAUAAAACACUAAGGUUCAAACAUAAAGUCACUUCUUAGCUGGACAUGUAGAUUUUCUGGGGUGAACUCUGUGUUUCUGCUCAGUGUUUACAGCCUCUGGGUUUGAAAUGGGAGAAAAAUGACCAACAGAUUAUUACCUGCAGGUUAGAUAUGUGCAGAGAGCAGUCUGUGUUUCAUUUCCUCUCCUUUACCAGAGUCAGGAACAUCUUGGUUUCUACCUUCAUUGUUGCUGGAUUGGUUCAUUAUUAAACUGUAGCAGGAUAUUUGUUUUGAUUUAGUUCAGAUAUGGUGAUGGUUUGAAUGUUUCUGCUUCAUGUGCUGUAAAUCUUUGUAUCACACCAUUGUAUCCUCAGCUUGAAUUACAAAGUCUGUCACUAAAAGCAGGUAAAACCAUGUUUGUGUCAUGAUUCCAUAUGAGCUCUAUAAUCUGAUCGUGUGUUCAUGAAGACAAAUAAACCUUCAUCUAACCAAGUCUGUCACUGUUACAGCUUUCACAGGAACAAAUAAAAACAGCGCCACCUAAUGAUAAAACCAGUUAACAUCAAACUAGAACGUAGCUCCAUGACAUUUCCACAAUGUAGAUAUGCAAAAAGUGGAAAGGAGAGGAAAGGUUGUAAAGAAAAAGGUGGAAAAACUAUGAAGGUUCGGUUAGUCAAUAGGAGGUGUAAUUGCCAGAUAAAGGAGCAGUUUGUAAAGAAAAAAGGUGGAAACUAUGCACCUGCGCAAAAAAAGUGCAGGUAUAAUACUACUUCUGGGUUAACCUCAUUUCACUAUAAUUUCCCAAUCAACCAUGGAUCACAGUGGUGGACAGAGUGGAAGUAAUAGAAACAGUCUAACUGAUAAUAACUUAACGUUCACAGUCAAUUAUAAAUCCAUGACUUUUCAAAGUCAAUAUAUUUAUUUUAUUUAUUAUUUUAUUAACCUUUAUUUAACCAGGAAGAUCCCAUUAGAGAUUAAAAACCUAUUUUUCAAGGGAGACCUGGCCAAGAUAGGCAGCAGCAAGUGUCUCACACUUACAGAAAUUACUCAAUUAAACACAGGCAGCAACAAAACAUGUGCAAAAAUAAAUGAAAAAAUAAAAAUACAAUUAAAUAAAAUUAAAUAAAAUUCAGUAAAAUUCAAUAAAGUUCAAAUAAAAAUAAAAAAUCAGUUAAAAUGAAAAUCAAGCAGUUUUGGACUUGUAUUAUAAUAUGUAUUUUUUGUUAUUGCUGUCCCUCGUUGUCCCUGCUUGUAGAUAUAUAUGUGUGGAUGCAGGCGUUCUUCACUUCCCCACGGUUGGCCAUCAUCAACCGUGACACAAUCUAAAUGAAACAGUUGCAUGUGAUGGACUUGGCCUCAAGGAUUCGUAGUUUAGAUUUAAAAGCACUGAAUGAAAUGAAUUCAGUCAUUUUCAUUCGUUCUGCAGUUUGUUCCAAGCAAAGGGUGAUAAAUGGACAAAAAGCUCUUUAACCAAAUUCAGUUCGGGCAAAUGGAACAGAAAGCAACAAGCAAACCUGGUAAAGACCUAUAGUAAACGUUUGACCUCUGUUAUUGCCAACAAAGGUUAUGUUACAAAGUAUUGAGUUGUAUUUUUGUUAUUGACCAAAUACUUAUUUGCCACCCUGAUUUACGAAUAAAUUCUUUACAAAUCCUA
Oreochromis niloticus (Nile tilapia) is the source of this 3253-nucleotide messenger RNA. Its product is annotated as RLA class II histocompatibility antigen, DP alpha-1 chain. The transcript has 6 exons. The record is from RefSeq and is a predicted model, not a curated record. NCBI's taxonomy places the organism in Eukaryota, Metazoa, Chordata, Actinopteri, Cichliformes, Cichlidae. The coding region runs from base 134 to 1633 and encodes 499 amino acids. Gene Ontology annotation, cellular component: membrane; MHC class II protein complex. Gene Ontology annotation, biological process: antigen processing and presentation; immune response.